This is a messenger RNA of Camelus dromedarius (Arabian camel), 2388 nucleotides long. RefSeq names its product actin-related protein 3B-like. NCBI's taxonomy places the organism in Eukaryota, Metazoa, Chordata, Mammalia, Artiodactyla, Camelidae. The transcript has 11 exons. The record is from RefSeq and is a predicted model, not a curated record. The coding region runs from base 663 to 956 and encodes 97 amino acids.
GCGCCGCCCGUGGCGGGGUCUGUGUUCGGGAACGGGUGUGUUUGUGGCUGCAGUUGCCGCAGUUCCUCCCGGCCCUCUAGACCUCCCCAGCCCCACUCUCGGCCUCGUGGUCCUGGCACGCCCGCUGCUUCUGCCCCGGAUGCUUCCUCUGGGCUCCGCCCCCAGCACGUCCACGUCACGCCUGCUGCCUUAGUCCUGCAGAAAUCCUGCGCUUUGGAUUUGUGCCACCUUCUGUAAGUUGAAAGCUUCUGGACCAAGUGCGGCAGUGAGAUGGAGUCAGAAGAGGAGGUAUUGCCAUCAGAGAGUCAGCAAAAGUGGUUGACCAAGCCCAAAGGAGGGUGCUGAGGGGAGUUGAUGACCUGGACUUUUUCAUAAGGGAUGAAGCCAUAGAUAAACCCACGUAUGCCACAAAGUUAAACUCCCCACCGGGAUUUGCUUCUUGGCCAAUAAGACAUGGAAUAAUUGAAGACUGAGAUCUAAUGGAGAGGUUCAUGGAACAAGUUAUUUUUAAUUUUCCCUGAGCUGAACCUGAGGGCCAUCACUUUUUGAUGAGUUUUAGAAUUAAGACUCUCAUCCUCAGAAGCCUUCCUAGCAGAUUUGCCCUGUCUGUCCGUGCCCAGUGUGGGCCCUAGAGGGGAACAAAAUUACUUUGGUACAUUUUGAUGAGUCAAGAUUCUCUCCUGUUGCUGGUGAGGGGACCACAUCUCAUCACCUGGCCCCAAGAGACAGAACCUCCUCUGAAUACACCAGAAAAUAAAGAAUAUCUUGCAGAAAUUAUGUUCAAAUUAUUUAAUGUACCGGGACUCUACAUUGCAGUUCAGGAGAAGUACUGUCACAUUUGCCCCAAUAUAGUCAAGAAGUUUGCCAAGUAUGACGUGGAUCAGCGGAAGUGGAUCAAACAGCAAACAGGGAAAAAUGCCAUAAGCCAGAAGAAAUUCAUUAUCGAUGUUGGCUAGGAAAGUUUCCCAGGCCCUGAAAUUUUCUUUCACCCAGAGAUUUACAGGAUUCUUGAAGUAGAGCUGGCCUUCUAGCCUGAGUACCUUAUUUAACAGAUGAUGACACUGAGCCCUACAGAUAGGAAAAGGAGGCAAAACUGGAGGGACCUCGGUCACAUGGGGCAAACUGGUCUUCGACGUUUUUCUAAUUGAGAUACUGAUUAACAUGCCAAGUAUAAUGCCUGGCCCAGGAAGCUCAGGAGAUGAAUCAAAUAACUUGACCAUGAAGGAGCACUGAGGAGGAGGCAGAGAUGAUCUCUGGCAUGGUGUAUAAAAGAAAGCACUGGAGUUCUGGAGAGGUGAGGCAGAAUACGAAGGUAAACAGGAAUCAUUAUUCCUUUUCUCAGAGGUAUGUAAUCUACAGGGGAAGCAUGCAGCACCUGAAAGGGGAGGAGAGGUUGGUGGGCCAUGCAGGGUUGAAGGAGGAGCAUAGGAACAUGGGUCUGGGAAAGUUUGGCUAGCUUUACAGUGCUCAAUUGAAAUACUACUUUGCAAUAUUUUCUCAACACCAGGGUUCAAGUUUGUUAGUCCUACUGAGACAUCAGGUCAGAAGAAAAGAACAAAAGUGAGUAGGCAUUCAUGGCUUUGCAUUCUCAGAAAGUCAUCCUGCUGGUUCAACUGUGUAUGAUUGAGCAUAUUGUCAUUGAUGAAGAAUUUUUAUUUAUUUUUGAUCAAAGACUUCACCAUGUUUUCCUGAACUUUUCAAUCUCCUGUUUGCAGAGUUUUAAUGUGAGCUCUCCUCGGGCCUGGGAGAAAUUCUGAGAGUGACCCCUGAGAAUGAGCUCAGUGGUGAGAAGUCCAAGGACAGGAUGAGGUCGACAUUGCAAGUGUUUUUGGAAUAAGAAUCAACACACUUAAAGACUGGGAUUUGGAAGUGAGAAGGAGUACAUGGAAGUGAUUCAGGAAGACAAGGAAAUGAGACAGAAGUGGCAACAUUUCUCAAAGUUCUAUGCAUUUGUUCCUUUGGAUUCAAGUGAAACAUCUGGAGUCAAUUCUUAACCCAAUGUUGGUUUGUUCUCACCAACCUCUUUGCCAUGCUAUUGGAAAAUAUAUUACAUUUCUGUAUGUUAUAUGCCCACAAAUACAAUUAAAUGUAUACUGCCUUAUGAUUUUUAAACAAGAUAAGAAAGGAUAAGAAAUAGGCAAUUAUACUCCUUUAUAAUUGCAUAAUUACCUUUAUCAGUGUUCUUUGUUUUGUGUGUGUGUGUAUUCAAAUUACUGUCUUGGGUCACUUGCUUUCAGCCUGAAGAACUAACUUUAGUAUGUCUUGUAAGGUAGGUCUACUGGCAGCAGAUUCUUUCAGAUUUUGUUUUCCAAAUGUCUUUUUAUUUCAUCUUCACUUUUAAAUGAUAAUUUUGCUGGAUAUAUGAUUCUUGAUUAAGAGCUUUUAAAA